UCUUACAUUUUACCCGUUUCUCGUGAAUUUCCAGGUCUGAGUCUGUCGCAAUCCGAACCGACCGCAGCCUUCGUUAAGGAGCGGCGCCCGGCGCUGGAUUGGAGCAAGCAUGGCGAGCAUGCCGUUUGUCAGCGAGGGGAAAUGUGUGAGUGUGGAGUGGGAUUUCCUUCAAGGACUUCUCGCCAAACCUCCUACACUACCCUGUCUCCAGAACCUGCGUAAAGAGAAAUCUCGCAAUGCAGCUCGUUCUCGACGGGGGAAGGAGAACUUUGAGUUCUUUGAGCUGGCUAAGAUGCUGCCUUUGCCAGGGGCCAUCACGAGUCAGCUCGACAAAGCGUCAGUCAUUCGGCUGACUAUCAGCUAUCUACACAUGCGCACCUUUGCAAGCCAAGGAGACCCACCGUGGAGCCCUCUGCUGGAGGGAGACAACAACUGCAGCAAAGGUAA
Molecule: messenger RNA, 447 nt
Organism: Poecilia latipinna (sailfin molly)
Lineage: Eukaryota; Metazoa; Chordata; Actinopteri; Cyprinodontiformes; Poeciliidae
Product: neuronal PAS domain-containing protein 1-like
Exons: 2
Biological process (GO): regulation of transcription by RNA polymerase II
Molecular function (GO): DNA-binding transcription factor activity, RNA polymerase II-specific; protein dimerization activity; RNA polymerase II transcription regulatory region sequence-specific DNA binding
Source: RefSeq, a predicted model, not a curated record